This is a messenger RNA of Clunio marinus, 192 nucleotides long. The record is from the annotation of a GenBank genome assembly. NCBI's taxonomy places the organism in Eukaryota, Metazoa, Arthropoda, Insecta, Diptera, Chironomidae.
AUGGAAGAACAAUUAAAAAAAGCUGAAGAUGGAUUGAAUAUAUCAAAGGAGAGGCAGUUGAUUUCUUUAAUGAAUGAAGUGAAAGAGGAAACUUCUGAUCAUGACAUUCCAAGUCAUCAAGAUGAAGACAGAAAUGACUUGCGAAUAUAUCAUUUAAUAUCGAUAAAUGACUUUUUCCUUUCAAAGGCUUGA